Messenger RNA from Pyrus x bretschneideri (Chinese white pear), 778 nucleotides. RefSeq lists its product as uncharacterized. The coding region runs from base 80 to 778 and encodes 232 amino acids. NCBI's taxonomy places the organism in Eukaryota, Viridiplantae, Streptophyta, Magnoliopsida, Rosales, Rosaceae. The transcript has 2 exons. The record is from RefSeq and is a predicted model, not a curated record.
CCCCCACCUACCACAGAAACCCCAAACAAAACCUCCCAAACCUUGUCAUCUCCGCCACUCCGCACCCGCCGGCUCAACCAUGAACUCCUCCUCCACUCUCGCUUCCUCCUCCUUCUCUACAUCCUCAUCUCUCUUCCAAUACAAACUCAUUCCCAGUAAACCAACCCAACCUUCCCUUCUCCGUUUUGACCCUCCCCAUUCCCAUAAUUCCCACAAUGUCCCUGCCCUCAAAGUCACAGCCUCCUCCGCCGCCCACCACCACCGACCCCUCCUCCCAGGUAACACCCACAACAACCCAAGCCCGAUUCUUCAAACUCUUAAACAUUACGCCAAAACCGCCAUUCUCAUCGGAGUCACCGCCGCCGUGUUCACCACCAAAUCAUCGACUUUGCUCGCCAUAGCCGAACCUCCGCCGACAUUGACCGAAGAAGCGCCGACCCAGGUCACAUAUAACGAGAACAACCAAUCCUCAUCGCCAUUGUCCGACUUCCUGGGUUCGAAUUCGGAAGCCAUCGGUGCCCUGAAAUCGCUUCUGCAGCAGAAGCUCGAAAACGGCGAGGACGACGAGGCGCUCAAGAUCCUGCAGCGCUUGGUCGAGGCGCAGCCGUCCAAUACCGAGUGGAAGUUCAUGAUGGAACGAGAGAACGAGAGAGAGCCUGAGGUUCGGGUUAUGCGAGAGAGCUCUGAGGUGAAGAGCGUGCGAGAGAGUUCUGGAGAAGGGAAAGGCGAGAGCGUCGGUGAAGGGAAAGCCGAGGGCAGUUUUGGGUUAUGGCCCUGA